This is a messenger RNA of Tetrahymena thermophila SB210, 432 nucleotides long. RefSeq names its product coiled-coil protein, putative. Gene Ontology annotation, cellular component: nucleolus. Lineage: Eukaryota; Ciliophora; Oligohymenophorea; Hymenostomatida; Tetrahymenidae. The transcript has 4 exons. The record is from RefSeq and is a predicted model, not a curated record.
AUGGGUAGAGCUAAAGAAAUUAACACUGAAUACAAAGAAAUUCCUAAGGAAGACUUAAUUAAAGUAGGCAAGCCUAAAUCUGGUAAGCCUUGGAAGAAAAAUACUCAAAGAGUUUCUAACAAGGUUCUUGCACUCAGACAAAACGUUGGUAUGAUUCUUACUUUUGAUUAAAAAGUUCAAAGAGCUAAGGAAAGAAAGGAAUUAAAAGAAAAGAUGGAUUAACUCAAAUAAGAAUAUGAUGAAAAAAUGGAAAAAGAAAGAUAAAGAUUAAAAGAAAAAGCCAAAAGAGACGAAUUAAAUUAAUACAAGAGCUCUACCUUCUAAGUCAUUAAAGAUACCAAAAGAAUUAAAAACUGGAAUAAAAAAGCUAGAUCAACUCUUGCUAAGCUUCCUUCAGAACUUUACGAAAAAAUUAUUGCCAAAAAUUACUGA